CCGGCUAGGUUCCAGAGUUCCUGGGAAGUUCUGGAGAGUAGCAUGUGCUCCAGAAGACGGGAACUGUCUCUGGCACUGGGACUUCUACUGCAGCUUCACUUGUUCCUGACAACCAGCGUACAAGGUAAUUCAAAGUACGCAGCCUCCGGCAGUAACGUGAGUCUACAAAUCUCCAGUUUGCCGGCAAAAUACAAAUCACUCACCUGGUUUUAUACUGCUGACCAGAAGAUUGUAGGAUGGGAUUCCAGUAAGCCUAAAUACUUCAAAACUAAAUUUGAGAACAGGGCCAAGCGUGAUCUUCCAAAUGGCAUACUGCACAUCCACAAGGUCCAGGAGGAGGACAGCGGCACUUACCUCCUAAAGGUGCUAAAGGACACUAGGGAUGAGGAGGAAGAGAGGAUCCAACUGGUGGUGCUUGACCCUGUCCCGAAACCCGUCAUAAAUGUCACGAAGAUACAGGAUGCGAACAACUGUUACCCGAUCCUGUCCUGCUGUUACCCGAUCCUGUCCUGCAUGAUCCAGGAGCAGUCUGUGAACUACAGCUGGUGUGCAGACUUCACUCUAAAAUUGCUGCACAACAGCGUGCUUAAAGUGACCCACACGCCGCAGAACUACUCCAGGUCUUACACCUGCCAAGUCAGCAAUCCCGUGAGCAGCCAAAAUGACACAGUCAACUUCAUUUCAGCCUGUGGACUGGCCCCAUCAUCUAAAGUAGCUUGGACUACAACUUGGCUAGUGGUCAUGGUAACCACUGUUGGUCUCCUGUACACCCUCUUCUAACUUCAAGAGUGAAACUUCAAGAAUGCAAGAUCCUGCCCUCAUCAGCAACCACACUGUUAACCAGGACAGAAGCUCUGGCUGUAUGGAAUGGGGGAAAGUAUUGAGAU
This is a messenger RNA of Hippopotamus amphibius kiboko, 887 nucleotides long. Its product is annotated as CD48 antigen-like. The transcript has a single exon. The record is from RefSeq and is a predicted model, not a curated record. Bases 43 to 780 code for a protein of 245 amino acids. Lineage: Eukaryota; Metazoa; Chordata; Mammalia; Artiodactyla; Hippopotamidae.